AUGAAGAACACAAACACCAACACGAAAUUCAUCCUUCUCCACCCUUACAUACAAAAACAAGGAAGCUCCAAUCGCUUAUGGCUCCUAGCCUUCGUAUCAAUCCUCACUCUCGCUUUCCUCGUCACCCUCAUUUACUCCAGAGAAUCCACCUUCAUCACCACCGCGACAUCUUCUGUGAUUGCUUCUUCCAAUGCCCCGGUUUCUGGUCUCGGAAGUGCUCCUUUGCCAGCCACAGUGAUCAACACUCUCCUCCACUACGCCUCAAAAUCAAACGACACCAACCAGAUGCCACAUUCAGAUCUCAAACCCAUCUCUGACGUGCUCCGAAAGUGCCCAUCCCCAUGCAACUUCCUCAUCUUCGGUCUCACAGCCGAAACCCUUCUCUGGAAAGCCCUCAACCACAAUGGCAGAACCGUGUUCAUCGACGAAAACCGCUACUACGCUGCAUAUUACGAAGAACUGCACCCAGAAAUCGACGCCUACGACGUGCAAUACACCACCAAAAGAAGCGAGAUGAAGGAGCUCAUAGCCUCUGCUAAAGAACGGGUAGCCAACGAGUGCAAGCCAGUUCAGAAUCUUCUGUUUUCAGACUGCAAACUGGGACUCAACGACCUUCCCAACCACGUGUACGAGGUUGACUGGGAUGUCAUAUUGGUGGACGGACCACGUGGCGACUGGCCCGAUGCUCCCGGUAGAAUGUCGGCUAUCUUCACCGCAGGGGUUCUGGCGAGGAGCAAAAAGGGUGGGAACCCUAAGACUCAUGUGUUUGUGCAUGACUUCUCUGGGGAAGUGGAAAAGGUUUGCGGGAGUGAGUUUCUGUGCAGUGAGAAUUUGUUGGAGGCAAGUGGGAACUUGGGGCAUUAUGUUGUGGAAAGGAUGGAUGAGAGUAGUGUUCAGUAUUGUAAGAGUCACUCUUCUUCUGGAUCAGGGAAUGCUUCAUCGACAUAA
Sphenostylis stenocarpa is the source of this 948-nucleotide messenger RNA. Lineage: Eukaryota; Viridiplantae; Streptophyta; Magnoliopsida; Fabales; Fabaceae. The record is from the annotation of a GenBank genome assembly.